GUGAGUUUAAACAUUGAGCUUUCUCGGUGAAAUACAUCACUACGUAAUAAAGUGAUUUUUUUCACCUUCAUUGCGUUAUUUAUGGUGUCAUUGGUUCAGAGUGGUUUCCGUUAUGGCUUGCUUUCGCGCGAGUAAGGUCUUGGCCAUUUUGUAUUCUCUGGUGUGCAUAAACGAACUGUUUUGCAGCAACGAAGUAAAAGCUGUGUCCGAAGGUUCCGCCAGAUAUGAGGGAACUAUACACAUUAAGAUGCCAGGCACUCGUCCACUGAAGAAAGAUGCUUAUCUUUGUACAGCUUUACAGCUGCCACCUACGAAGCAGUAUAUAGUUCGAUUAGAACCAAAUGCUACUCAGCAGACAGCACAUCACAUGUUGCUAUAUGGUUGUAGUUCACCAGGAGCCCAACUUUCCAGUUGGUAUUGUCAAAGAGGACCCUGUAAUGGUGAACAGAACAUUAUUUAUGCUUGGGCAAAGGAUGCACCUUCUAGAAACUUACCCAAAGAUGUUGGAAUUGGUAUAGGGGGAGAUUCAGGAAUCAGAUAUCUUGUGUUACAAGUGCACUAUGCAUCUGUAAUUCCUUUUGAAGAGGGAGCCAAAGACUUCUCUGGAUUUACUCUUCGCACCAGCCAACAUCAACUUCCAUAUGGAGCAGCAAUAUAUCUGCUUUGGGCAGGCAGGGGCUCCAUUCCUCCAGAAACAUCAGGCAUGCAUGUUGAUGUUGGUUGUACAUACAAUGAACCUGAGCCAAUGUUUGCUUUUGCAUUUCGCACUCAUGCCCACAAACUUGCAAAAGUUAUAACUGGUUACAGGGUUCGCAAUGGUGUGUGGACUUUGCUGGGCAAGGGAAAUCCUCAGGCUCCCCAGGCUUUUUAUCCAAUGGAAUCAACAAUUGAGAUCAAAGAAGGAGAUAUGUUGGUGGCUCGUUGCACGUAUGAUUCAAAAGGACAUGACAUACACAGAGUCAUACAUAUGGGGCCAUCUGGCGAUGAUGAGAUGUGCAACUUUUAUAUUAUGUAUUACAGCGAUGCAGGCCGCUUGGAGUAUUCUGGUGGAGACUGUGGGCAGCAAAACCAUCCAAAUGUUUUCAAGAAUUUUCCUCCCGACUCUGACACACUGUUAACAGAUUCACCAGAUUUGAAGUAUCGAGAAAGUAGUGUCCCCAUAAUAAGCACUCCUGUAGUGUACAACAAAACAAGUCCAGACCAGGAAACCAGAAAAGAAACAGCUAUGGUGCCUGUUUCUUUCAAGAUAUCGACUGAUUCACCAACUCGUGGCACAAGUCAAGAAUUGGAUAUUUCUGACUUAGGGUCUGCUAAGGAGGAAUUGCCAUCAGCCAAAGCAGAAACACAAGUCGGCACUGAACCUUCUUCUCAGGAACAUCCCGCUUUAAAGGAAAAUCAGCCUAUUAUUCCUGUCGCAACAUCCACACCUGUUAUUCCUGUACCUCAAUCCACAGAUGAAAAGGAACUUCGGGUUGUGUCCGACUGGCCAAGCUUAACUGCAGUGGAAACCAGUAAACUGGGACAAGUAACAGGAGUUUCGCUGGAUUCCAUGGGGCAGGUUAUUGUGUUUCAUCGCGGCAGCAGAACUUGGGAUGAUCAUACAUUUGACUCUUCUAAUGUAUUUCAAAAUGCUGACGUUGUGGGAACCAUAAAAGAACACACCGUGUGGAUCAUAGACUCUUCGACUGGAAAAAUAAAGGGAUUUUGGGGCAAAGACAUGUUUUUCUUACCUCAUGGCUUGACAGUUGACCAUGAAGAUAAUCUGUGGCUGACCGAUGUUGGAAGUCAUCAGGUUUUCAAGUUUUCGCCUCUUGGAAGUAGUACUCAGCGUUUGAUGUCGUUGGGAGACAAAUUGGUACCAGGCUCUGAUAAAUCCAGAUUCUGCCAACCCACCUCUGUGGCUGUGGACAGAAAUGGAGAGUUCUUUGUUGCAGAUGGGUACUGCAAUUCUCGUAUUCUAAAGUUCUCUGCUGCUGGAAAGCUGUUGAGUUCUUUGGGCGAAAUGUCCGUCUCUAGUCCAGGUAUUCCUGCCCCAGGUUCGUUGUUCAUCCCACACAGUCUCUCCAUGGAUCAGUCAAGUCACACGCUGUAUGUUGCCGACAGGGAGAACGGCCGUGUUCAAUCAUUUAACUCUAUCUCUGGGGCCUUUGUCGAUGAAAUUAAGCUUCCAGAGUUUGGGGGAAAGGUUUUUGCCGUGGAUUUCAGCGUCAGGAAACAGGGUGGAGUCCUACACGUUGUUAAUGGGCAAAGUCAGAAAACAGGAGUCCAACAUUCAGCGGUUCAGGGAUUCACAAUCAGAGUCGCCGACAAAGUCAUAUUACAGACAUGGCCUUCUGACCGAGAGCAGGCCUUGGUCCAACCUCAUGACGUGGUAUCCUCUGCCGAUGGAAGUGAUGUCUAUGUGGUGGAGCUUGGUCCCAAUAGAAUUUGGAAACUGUCUUCAAAACGUCAAGUUGAUUCUUUCAGUAACAAGACUUCAAGUACACCAGUGAAUACUGUACCCGUUAAAACAAGUGAUCAUGUCACUCAAAGCAGUCACACUAUUCUAGGGGAAACUAUUGACGGAUUAAAUCCUAAGCAGGAAGAGAGUGAAAAUACGUCCACGAAAGGCAUGUCAACUCACCGAGCAUCUGCCGAUCCAGAGCAACUAAAACAAAAUGGAAAGAAGCCUUCACUUUCUCCUGUUGCAAAGACUGGUGUCAUUGGGCAGCCCAGUCCAAAGCCAACAGAAACAGUUACUGUGAAAAACAAUUCUGUUGGUGGACCACAAGACGACACUUUGAACAGUGAGGACAAUGUUGACAUAACUGCAGGUAUUAUUCCCGCUCUCAUCAUUCUGUCAGUCCUAGCUGUUCCUAUUGUUUUUCUGCUCCUUAUCAGUAUCACCUUACGCGUGCGUGCCUACCGCCGAGACAAGCGCAACCAAAUGAGUGAUUUCCAUGAAGGCCGGAAAGAUUUUUCAGUGGGAAGAACAAGGGGAUGGUGGUCUUACAUGAACUGCUUUGACAGGCAAAAGUACAAGUUUAACCGAGUUACUUUGCAGGACUUUUACAGUGACUCUGAUAGUGAUGGGGUCUGAAUCUGAUAAAGAUAGCUGUGAACUGAGCUCAGGAGGAGAUUUUGACGAGCGAAUGAAAGACUUGAUUCCGAGCCGUAUUACCAUAAUGAUUAUGAUAAUGAUUAUGAUAAUGAUAAUUGGGCAUAACGAAAUAUUUUUAAAAAACUACCCUCGUUUCUGGAAGAGAAUAAGCGUGGAAAUUAUCACUGAAACUACUCUUCCAUUGUCUUAAUUCUGAUCCGUCCAAAAGACUGAUGGCCAGGAUGCUUCAGUAAGAAGGUUUUUCCACAAUGGUCUAGUGAAUUAUUAUCCGUAAGAAUGGUUAUAUUUUGCCUCUAAACAGUACAACUUAAGUAUGUCUAGCUUUCUUUUAAGGCUUGUAAGUUGUAAUAAAAGGGAACUUUUUCAAACUUCUAACUUUUUUUAAUUCAUAGCGCUUUUCGUAGAAGGAAUGAUGAUUGUUUACACACGUUCCCUUUAGCUUUGAAUCUUGUCAGCUAGAGUUUUAAACUGGUUCAUAGCCAGAGAGUGUUUUUCAAGUUUGUAGUGAAAAGAAUCGCGCAACACGCAGAAAAAUCACGCGCACGCCAAGUGGUGACGGGGUAAAUAGAUUGUGAACAAGAUCUGUCCUUGAUCUUAAAAAAUUUUCAUUAAAUUUACUUUCUGAGAAAUGAGGAUAA
Molecule: messenger RNA, 3738 nt
Organism: Stylophora pistillata
Lineage: Eukaryota; Metazoa; Cnidaria; Anthozoa; Scleractinia; Pocilloporidae
Product: peptidyl-glycine alpha-amidating monooxygenase B
Biological process (GO): peptide metabolic process
Cellular component (GO): membrane; extracellular region
Molecular function (GO): oxidoreductase activity, acting on paired donors, with incorporation or reduction of molecular oxygen, reduced ascorbate as one donor, and incorporation of one atom of oxygen; copper ion binding; protein binding
Source: RefSeq, a predicted model, not a curated record